Molecule: messenger RNA, 1432 nt
Organism: Hypanus sabinus (Atlantic stingray)
Lineage: Eukaryota; Metazoa; Chordata; Chondrichthyes; Myliobatiformes; Dasyatidae
Product: tetraspanin-18-like
Exons: 9
Coding region: 459-1205 (248 amino acids)
Cellular component (GO): membrane
Source: RefSeq, a predicted model, not a curated record
CUUCCACUCCUUAAUGUUUGUCUGAGCUCUCGUCCACUCUUUCUCUCAGGCAGUCAUGUGAGAUUAGUUAGAAAUCUUGACAUACAGCUUCCUGCCAGGAGGUAGGGCUACUGUUCAAGCUGCUGGACUCAGAGUAUGUAUGUGAAUGAGCUGAGCUGUCAGUGCACAGAACGGCUGAAUCCUGUGUGACUGCAAGUAAGGGACACAGACUUUCACACCAGGGCUAACAAUACACUGUUGCUUCUGCCUGAGCACUGUGCACUGGGAGCUGCUGACCAAUCUGCACUGUAACUGGUUAAAAAGCCUGAAGCUGGCAGCAAGAAUUGAGACUUCACCGUGACUCCCAAGUGCAGGAGUAAUUCUGACGUUGGAACCAAAUUUUAAGAAAUUAAUGCAGUACUGUGAUCGGAUCUACACAAGGUCCAGACGCUCUUUACAGUGACUAAAGGCAUCACCCAAUGACUAUUAAGAUGGGUCGCUUUGAAUGUAUGAAAAAAGUGACAAUCGUUUUCAGUGUUCUGAUUUCUCUGAGUGGAUGCGCCCUGCUUGCAAUAGCAUGCUUGUUAUUGCUUUACCCUGCAGGACCUGAAGACAUUAUGUCAAUCAGCAAAGUGAUCUUUACUGGAACCCUCUAUGCCGUAGGCCUGUCUACUGUGCUGCUUAUUCUUGGAAUACUCGGGAGCAUUGCUGCAUUCCGGGAGAGCAGGUGCCUCCUCAUGGUUUGCUUCUUACUGAUUCUGCUGAUGUGUGCGCUCGAGCUCACUGCUGGAAUAGCUGCCUUUCUAUUCAGAAAUCACUUAACAAAGAAGUAUUUUGAGGAUGAUCUGGGGACUUACUACACAGGAGACAAUGGGACAAAUGCUUACACCAAAAGCAGCAAUUCCAUCAUGAUCAGGUUUAAAUGCUGUGGAGUGAGUGGGCCAAAUGAUUUCCUUAAUGCGAUAAAUUUCAUUCUAUUCAACCCUACCUACGAUGUGCCAGAGGCUUGUUGCAAAAGGAACAAGUCCGCACAGAAUGAGGAAAUACUCAAUGUAGUUCACUGCAUCGCUGGUGAAAGCAAAUACAUCAACACUCAGGGCUGCUUCAAUCUACUUGCACCCAAAAUGGAGAAGAUUUUUUACCUGGCAGGUGGACUGUCCAUCUGGAUUUUAAUAAUCGAGAUAUGUGUGAUGAUCUUCGCAAUCUGGCUGUUCCAACGAGCAUAGAUGAGCUUUCCUAGCCUGGCUGUGCUGAGUGAGACCCCGGACUGUGUUACAUGUUUUGAUGCUGAUGGAGACACACAGCACCUCAGGGACUGGACUCCCUGGGCAGCAGCACUCCAGAGGGAUGGGGCACUUCAAUCACAACUGUGAGAGCACAAACUGAGAGGGAGGGGCUGGAUUGGGAACCUCACUGGAAGCAGUGAACAGCCUUUCCUUGUGGGACCAAUCGA